Panicum hallii is the source of this 3423-nucleotide messenger RNA. RefSeq names its product kinesin-like protein KIN-5B. Gene Ontology annotation, biological process: microtubule-based movement. The record is from RefSeq and is a predicted model, not a curated record. Bases 32 to 3229 code for a protein of 1065 amino acids. Lineage: Eukaryota; Viridiplantae; Streptophyta; Magnoliopsida; Poales; Poaceae. Gene Ontology annotation, molecular function: microtubule binding; plus-end-directed microtubule motor activity; ATP binding. The transcript has 23 exons.
GGAUCGGAGCGUCGCGGGUGUCCCCAGCGGCAUGGCGCAGACGCCGAACCCCAGCAGGAGGUCGCUGGUCGGCCCGGCGCCGAUGCCCUUCCUCACGCCGCGGCCGGAGCGGCGGCACCUCGAGAUGAGGUGGGCGGACGGGGGGUCCCAAAGCGCCGUGCGCCGCAGCGGCGUGGGCGCCGUUGCCGGCAACGGUGGAGGUUGGGGUGGAGGCGACAGGGAUCGCGAGGUGAACGUCCAGGUCGUGCUCCGGUGCAGGCCACUUAGCGAGGAUGAGCAGAGAGCGAAUGUGCAGAGCGCCAUCUCUUGUAAUGACCCAAAGAGGGAGGUCACAGUUCUGCACAGCCUCUUCAAGCAAGCAGACAAAACGUUUACUUUUGACAAGGUGUUUGGACCAAAAUCUCAGCAGAAGUUGGUAUAUGACCAUGCUGUUGCACCGAUUGUGAACGAUGUCCUCGAAGGCUAUAACUGCACUGUCUUCGCCUUUGGACAGACUGGAACAGGAAAAACGUAUACCAUGGAGGGAGAGAUGAGACAGAAGGUCAGUGAACUGCCGGAUACUGCUGGUGUCAUCCCUAGAGCAGUGCGCCAUAUCUUUGAUAUACUCGAAGCAGGAAAGGCUCAUUAUAGCAUGAAGGUAACCUUUCUAGAGCUCUAUAAUGAAGAUAUAACAGACCUAUUGGCUUUGGAGGACCAGAACAGAUUCCCUGAAGAUAGACAGAAGAGGCAUAUAACUCUUAUGGAAGAUGGCAAAGGCGGGGCAGUCAUAAGAGGGCUUGAAGAGAUUGUUGUCUACAGUCCUAGGGACAUAUAUAGCCUUUUAGAACGUGGAUCAGCUAGGAGACGCACUGCUGACACUGCAUUAAACAAGCAAAGCAGCCGAUCACAUGCUGUUUUUUCUAUAAACAUCCAUGUCAAAGAAACAACUGUAGGUAAUGAGGAACUCAUGAAGUGUGGGAGGUUGAACCUUGUAGACUUGGCAGGAUCAGAGAAUAUAGCUCGAUCAGGCGUAAGAGAGGGUAGAGCAAGAGAAGCCGGAGAAAUGAAUAAGAGCUUAUUAACUCUGGGGCGUGUCAUCACAGCGCUUGUGGAGCAUUCUGUUCAUGUGCCAUACAGGGAUAGUAAGCUCACCAGGCUGCUAAGAGAGUCAUUAGGAGGAAAAGCCAAAACAUGCAUCAUAGCAACGGUGUCUCCUUCUGUUCAUUCCCUGGAAGAAACACUGGUUACACUUGAUUAUGCUUCUCGUGCUAAAAGCAUAAGGAAUAAGCCUGAGCCAAAUCGAAAAACAUGUAAAUCUGUUAUGCUCAAGGACAUCUACCAAGAAAUGGAAAGAAUGAAACAAGAUGUCAAAGCUGCAAGGGAAAAGAAUGGAGUCUAUAUCCCUCAUGAAAGGUUUGUCCUAGAUGAGGCAGAAAAAAAGUCAAUGAGGGAAAAAAUGGAACAUUUGGAGCUCAGUCUUGAAAAGCAGAACAAAGAAGUUGAAAAAUUCAAAGGCUUGUACCUAGCAGAGCAGGAACGCCGCUUGGAUUUUGAAAGUCAGAACAAAGAUUUGAAGGUAAAUCUUGAAAGCUGGAAGGGAAAGUUUCUAGAUCUUCAAGAAGCUCAUUGUAGAGCUAACAUGUUGCUGAGGGAGAAGGACUUCGUAAUCUCAAAUUUACUUUGUUCUGAAAACUCAAUUGUGGAACAUGCAAAGGAUAUGCGCAACAAUUUGGAAAAUGCAUAUGGAGAUAUUACUUUACUUUUGAGUAAAUUAGAAAGGCAAUCAAAAACUGAAGCUGCAAAUGAAGGCUUGCUAUCUAGUUUCCGGGAUGCAUUGGAUCAGAGUCUUGGAGUUCUGCAUAACACAGUGGUUGGAUCAGUUUGUGAACAGCAUAAAAUUUUGGAGUCUAUGAAUGAACAAACGAAGUCAUACUUUUCAGCUAAAACUGAGUCAGCAAAUCAAUUGGAGAGAAGAAUCACAAAAGCCAAAGAUAUGUAUGUCUCUGGGGUCCAAUGCAUGAAGGAGCUUGCUGAUACCCUGAGACAGCGAUCUAUCAUAGACGCUGAGCAGAUGAGGCUUAACAUAUCUACUCAUGCGAUUACUGUUGACAACUUUCUAGCGAUGAUGGUUUUGGAAGCUGAACAAAUUCUGGAUGAUGUUCUGAAAUCUACUUCAGAGCUCAAGGAACUUUUAGCCUUUUCUGCAGAACUACAACAGGCUGGAUUGAAAAGGAGUCUUACUUCUGCACAAGCCAUGUCAAAGACAUCAAUUGAUUUCUUUGAACAUAUCAGGAUACAUGUGUCUCGGCUCAUCAAACUUAUGGAGCAGAAUCAAAUAGAAAGGUCCUCAAAGCUUCUUGGAUUUGAGAAUGAGUUUAAGGAAAUUUGUGUUGAAGAUGAGCAAGCUGCUAUGAACAAGAUUGCUGCGAUUUUAGCAGGGUUGACUGCCAAGAAAACUACAAUGGUUUCAGCAUAUGUGGGGCAGCUGAAUGAGAGAUACAGUGAAGAGCAGAAACACCUAAAUUUGGAGAUUUGCAACCUACAGCAGAUUUCAGAUAAUGGCAAAGAUGAGUCGGUGGCUUAUGUUGGAGUAGUAGAGAGCCAGUUCCAGGAGGAUAUGUCAUCGCAUGCUAAAUUAAAUGAUCAAAUGGAAGGCAUCUUGCAGCAAUGCUUGAAGAAAGGUGGCCAUUCUGUAUCUUACUGGUCACAUACACAAUCAUCUUUGCAUGAUCUUUGUAAGAGCUCAAUCAUGGAGGCUGAUGAUUUUAUCGAAGAAAGAAGAAACAAAAAUGAAAAUAUUUUCCAGGAAAAGCUGAUGUUUUCUUCACAGAAUGAUGCAGAGUUUAAUGCCAUUACAUCUGAUGUGUUGACUUCUUCAAAGAAUUCCCUCUUAUUGGAUCAUGAAACUAGAAAGAUGAUAGAAAGUGCCUCCACCACUUUCUCGGAUCAUCUGGAAUUGCUGAAUGAAAGACACAGUGAAGGCACAGAGUCUAUAAGAAACAUUUCAAGUAACUGUCUUGAGAAGAAUUACAUGGCUAAUAGUCCGAUUCGGCACCGUCCACGGGAACUACUGACCAAUGCAAACAGCUUGGAAGCAAUUGAAGAACUAAGAGCAUCUGUUCCAGAUCUCGUGGCAAAGUUCAGGUCGGAGAACAAGCUGGAUGAAAUUGACAAGGGGAAGCAAUUCUCGGAUCAAAGGACACGCACUUCAAGAAGUCCUCUGAUGCCUGUCAAUCAGAACGUUGAGUGAAGAACGCAGCAAAUUGUAUGAUGCUCAAAUGUUGUAAAGAUGGCAAGAUAUCUUGCCGAUUUGUCACCUUAUUUUAUCAUGCCUCAGCUGCUGCUGUGUGCGAAGAUUCUGAUUAGCGUAUCAGAAGGUCAAAACGAUUUGUUUUCUCUUUGUGAAGUAGUAUUAUCUAAAUGAGUGUGAUUUUCUUAGUCUUA